GCGCGGGCGCAGAGCAGUCGGCCCCGAGCCCCUGGCGGCGCGCGACCACGCCACGCGAGCGCAUGACUCACCAUGAACGAGUACGUCGAGUACGACUGGAGGCUCCACCAAGUGCAGAACGAGCUGCUGUGCGACGUGUCCCGCAAGCGACUCACCGAUGGUGACAAACAGCGGGCCCUCGACGGCCUCAAAGAAGCCGUAGAUUCAAGUCUCAACUUAGCCCUACGUGACAAGAGCCGCUGCCAGGACGACGCCUUCCUGCGCCGGUUUCUGUACGCGCGGAAACACGAUGUGCAACAAAGUUUCGAGUUGCUUGUGCGAUAUCACCAGUACCGGCGCGAGCACCCCGAACUAUGGGCGCCGGCGGACGGCGGCGUGCUGCGAGCAUUGGCCGACGGACUGCCCGGCGUGCUGGCCCAGCGCGACCGCCGCGGCCGUACCGUACUCCUCAUGUUCGCCUCCAACUGGACCCCCCAAGCCUGCCCUCUCAUGGCCGUCUACCGGGCGCUCCUCCUCACCCUCGAACGUACCCUUCAAGACGUACAAAAUCAAGCCAACGGAUACGUAAUAAUUGUGGAUUGGACUGAAUUUACGUUUAAGCAAUCGUGUAGUUUACAAGCCAAAGUGAUGAAACUUAUGAUCGACGGUCUUCAAGAUUGUAUGCCGGUGAGGUUCAAGAGCAUACAUUUCAUUGGUCAACCUUGGUAUGUGGAGACGGCGCUCGCUGUCAUAAAACCCUAUCUGAGGGCGAAAACGCGUGAGCGCAUCGUGCUGCACGGCAAUAAUUUAUCGACGUUGCACGACGCGCUGCCGCUUGACAUACUGCCCGCUGAGCUGGGCGGAGAAGGACCCUCGUACAACUCCGAGCGGUGGUUGAACGAGUUUUAUCGUGCAGAAAGUAAAGACAACCCCAACGCGCCACCUGUUCCCCUGUCGAUAAAGACUGCAGUACCCCCUGAGGAUGACCCUCCCUCCGCAAAACUCGACAAAGCGUAUAAGCAAAAGGACAAUCAAAAAUCAUUUAAUGGCAAUGAAAAGAGUGCUAAGUCAGAACUGUUGCGUGAUAAGGACUGACCGUUUGGCGCGCAACGGUCGCGUCGUUAACAAUGGACAGCUGUCUGCGCACGCCGUGAGCGCCAAUGCGCUCGCGAGCAUGCGAUUGUGAUAUCGAUUGUAAUGCUAAUUUAUUGUCUAGAAAUUACUAAGAACAGUCCAGAGUAAAAACGCCUCAUUAGAAAGUUGGAAUAUAAUUAAGGUGCAUUUACAUUAGUGAUGUAUGUAUGUGCUGGAAGGCCGGAGCGAUGAUUCAUUCACAACUUGUUUUUGAUCGUGAUAUUUAAUUGGAAUCGAUAGUUUCGAUUCGUGUUAAUUGAAUUAGCGAGCUUGCGGACCCAAGGCGGCAGGCAGCGUUUACCCCGCGCUGCGCCUGCGCGGUGCGCGUCAGGCGCAGGCGGCAUGUAACGGUGCCGCGCUCUCGUUUUGACGCAUCCGCUGCCAUUUGGCUUUGGCGCUGAAUUCCUCGCUCCGAAUAUUUUGUGCAGGUUUCACUGUAGUUUAACAUUUUAUUUAUUCGACUAAUCAGUACCUUGUAAUGUCAAAUAUCUCAUUAUGUUAAUAUUAAAUUUUCUGACUAGUUAAGAACACGCAUUUUAGGAUUAUGAUUGUAGAUAUUUCUAUAUCCACGCUUUGGUCAUGUGAGGCUUAUUGCGCAUUUACUAUUAUGUUUUAAGUUAUAGUAUAUACAUAUAUGUACGUAGCGUAUGCUAGGCGAGGCGAAGCCUGCAGGUAAAAAUGUGAUGUGAUAAGUUUCGAGACAGUAUUAAUAUAAUGUACUUAUUCUCUUUAGUUCUGGUAAUGCAUUCAUCAUGGAUGUGGAAAUUAUGGCUAGCUCUCGAAUAUUUCAAAACAAGCUCUCUUACAUAGCCUCUUAUUAAAACAAUUGUACUUAAAACAAUGUGUAGCGUCGCUAGAAGUAUUUUCCAGGGCGCUACACUGCUUUUAUUAAGCCGAAAAGACGUAUGAGUGUUGAAAGGAUGAACUUUUAUGCCUUUUGGCAUUUGUUACGUGUCUUUAACAAUACCCUAAGCCGCUUAUGUCUGACAUGACUGUAAAUAUCCACUCUGCUGAGACAGUUGCUUUUAAUAUGGUAUCAAGUGAAAUAAAUGUAUUACACAAUA
Cydia pomonella (codling moth) is the source of this 2177-nucleotide messenger RNA. RefSeq names its product clavesin-2-like. Gene Ontology annotation, molecular function: phosphatidylinositol bisphosphate binding. Gene Ontology annotation, cellular component: membrane. The record is from RefSeq and is a predicted model, not a curated record. The transcript has a single exon. Bases 73 to 1074 code for a protein of 333 amino acids. Lineage: Eukaryota; Metazoa; Arthropoda; Insecta; Lepidoptera; Tortricidae.